AUGAGCCCUGAAUGGCUACGCGAUAGCUUUUUCGGCCAGUGCAUUCGUCAUAUUUGCAAACCUGUGUGGUCCGAAUAUCCUGAAGAAGCCGCGGCAUGGAUGGAAGCAGCCAAUUUUCAUAAUUUGCCAUCUCAGAAUGAGAAGACAAUUCGAGUGGAAUGGUACUCUGACACCGGUGAAGAAAAUCCGCAGAACUGGUCACAGGCUAAGAAGGCCUUUGUGACUGGGGUGAUCGGUGCCUACAGCUAUGUUGUUUAUAUGUCUGCCCCGAUUUACACUCCCGGUGAAAAUUCGUUUAUUGACGAAUUUAAUGUGAGCAAUGCGGAAGGUGCACUCGGGCUUGCAAUUUAUGUUCUUGGAUAUGGCGCUGGGCCGCUAUUCUUCAGUCCGCUGAGCGAGAUCCCCCGUAUCGGGCGAAACAUCCCAUACGUUAUAUCUUUUACAUUAUUUUGCAUAAUCAGCGUACCUACUGCGAUUGCACCCACGGCAAUUGGCUUCUACUUCCUGCGCUUUCUACAGGGCUUUUUCGGUAGUCCAUGUCUCGCAACUGGUGGUGCCUCGAUUGCGGACAUGUAUUCUUCCGACGUUUUACCCCAUGCUAUGUCGACGUGGGGAUUUUGUGUAUUUUGCGCCCCCGCCAUCGGGACAUUGGUUUCCGGAUUUGCAAUCCCAGUUUUGGGUUGGCGAUUUGCAAUGUGGGAGAUCUUAAUGGCUGCAGCCCCGGUUUUAGUUCUUCUAUUUUUGAUGCCUGAAACUAGUGCAGCAACAAUUCUGCACCGACGUGCUCGACGCCUUGAAAAGAACGUUAAGGCCAGCCCAAACCCCCGAAUUUACCAGACCGCGGCGGAUGUUAUCCAAGGAGAGAUAUCUUUUCCCGAGGUUAUUCGCGAGUCGCUGCUGAUUCCCUCGAAAAUCACCUUUCUGGACCCGGCAAUGAUGUUCUUGAACUGCUAUACAUCCUUGGUUUAUGGCAUCUAUUAUUCGUUCUUCGAGGCUUUCCCCAUCGUCUACCAAGGAAUAUACGGUUUCAACCUCGGAGAGAUGGGCUUGGCAUUUCUCGCCAUCGUCGUGGGAACUAUUAUAUCAUUCGUGAUAUACAACUACUACAUCCACCGUGUUUUCGUGCCAAAGGCAAGAAACGGGAGCUUUCAAAAGCCGGAAGAUGUCCUGGUCCCGGCACUCUUCGCCUGUUUCGGACCUUCUAUUGGUUUAUUCCUUUUCGGCUGGGCUGCACGGCCGGAAAUUCACUGGAUUGUCCCAACGAUUGGAAUCGUCAUUUAUCCCGCCUGUGUCUUUGUCUUGAUGCAAUGCAUUUUUCUUUACAUUCCGGCUUGCUACCCGCAGUAUGCUGCGAGUGUUUUUGCCGCUACGGACUUUACCCGAAGCGCCUUCGCCUGCGGUGCGGUUAUCUUCUCGCGCCCUCUUUACGUUAACCUUGGAAUUGGUCCGGGAUGCAGCUUACUCGCCGGUCUUACCAUUGGGUGUGUGGUUGGAAUAUAUGUGCUGUACCAAUACGGCGAAGCGUUGCGGUUUAAAUCGAAGUUUGUUUCCAAAUGGUGA
Messenger RNA from Penicillium waksmanii, 1560 nucleotides. RefSeq names its product MFS transporter. The coding region runs from base 1 to 1560 and encodes 519 amino acids. The transcript is spliced from 2 exons. Gene Ontology annotation, molecular function: fluconazole transmembrane transporter activity. Gene Ontology annotation, biological process: xenobiotic detoxification by transmembrane export across the plasma membrane. Lineage: Eukaryota; Fungi; Ascomycota; Eurotiomycetes; Eurotiales; Aspergillaceae. The record is from RefSeq and is a predicted model, not a curated record.